UAAGGGACUAUUUUGAACCUACCCUCAAAUAUUAAAGACCAAUUUUUGUCAUUUUCUCAUGGCUAUAACAAAAAUGGACUCAACUGAAACCAAGAAACCAAUUUCCCUAGCUAAUGGCCUUGGAUAAACCCCAUCAUACUACUAGUGAGCUCUUCAUUUGCUUCACUUCUCGUCUUUCUUCAUCUUCAUCUUCCAUGAAACUUUCCAAAUCCAUUCUUAGCCCGGGCCAUGCCCGGGACCAACCUCUCUCUCUUCCCACAUCCCUUAGCCGUCGGCUUAAAGCCAACGGCAGCAUUAAAGGUGGCCAAUCCCCGGCCACCUUUCCUUCCCACACUGGGAAGAAACGAGGUUUGGGGUUUGACAACCCCGAACCUUCUUCUCCUAAGGUAACUUGUAUUGGACAAGUGAAAAUGAAAACCAAGAAGAAGGUUAAACAAACAAGAAGCUUGUCCAAUAGAAGGAGUACUGAUAUAAGUUUUAGAAAACUAGAACAACAAGCCCCUGAUCAAGAAAGGGGAUUGUUGAUUCAAACUCAAAGGAGUUCAAGUGUGCAUUUUCAGCAGCAAGAUCAAUGUGUGCAUAGGAAUCAGAGGUGGGUUCAUUUGCCAUCGACGAUAUACGAAGCUUUGAGAGAGUUUAGCUGUUUGUUUCCAUGUCGUUCUUCGUGUUUUACAACGAAUAAUGAGAAAGAAAAGGAAGAGAAAGUUGAAGGAUCUAGGGAAGUUACUAGGUGGUUAGUUGCAUUGCAAGAUGCAGAAGUAGAAAAAACGCGAGGGAUUGAGUUGAUGGUGUCUAAUCAUGGGAGGGAAGAAAUGCAAAGUACAAUGAGAAGUUCAAGAAGGCAUGUGUUUGAGGAUAUUGAGUUCAAGGAUAUUAUUGAGAGUGUUGAAAUGAAGGAAGGAGUAGAAGAGGAAGAGAAAGCUAGAGUUAGCAUUUGUAUUCCACCUAAGAAUGCUUUGCUUUUAAUGAGAUGUCGAUCUGAUCCUAUGAAAAUGGCAGAUAUUACUAGUCGAUUUUGGGAAGAAAAAGAAACUGAUGAAGAAAAAGUUGAAAGAAAGAAAAUGAGGGUUCGGAAAAAGAAAGUGCCGGAGGAAACUAGUGUUCCAGUAGAUAUUGUGGAAAAUGAAGAGAACUCAAAAGAAGCUGUAGAUAUCGUCAUGGAAAUGGAGACAGAAAGUAGUAAGAAUGAAGAAGAAAAGUUCAAGAGCGGUGAAUUAACACCAGAAACUGAACAAGAAGAUGAAAAAGAGAGCGAGAUAAAGGCGCUAGUAGAAGAAGCAGAAGUAACCUCCACUGAACAAGUACCUCAAUCAAUUGUAGAUCGAACAACAGAAAACAUUCAAGAUAACCAAGUCCUUGAAGCUGAGAAAGAAGAAGAAGAGGCAAAACCAUCUUUUUCAGAAGCCGAAGAUGCUACACUGGAAGUAGAAGAAGAAGAAGAUGAUGAGAGAUUCAAAUCAACUAUAAAGAAGGUCAUCGAAGAAACAAUCUUGUUGGAACACAUUGACAUUGAAGAAGACGUGAAAUUUGAUGAGAAUGAAAUCCAAAAAGAAGAUGUGGUGGCUCAAGUUGACUAUCCAAAGGAGUUGAGAAAAGAACAGAACAAAUCAAUUCUUCCAGAUUGUUUGCUACUAAUGAUGUGUGAACCUAAAUUAUCCAUGGAAGUUUCAAAAGAAACAUGGGUAUGCAGCACUGAUUUCAUAUCACCAGAGAAAAAACAAGCUAGUAAAACAGCAGUGAAUAAGAACAAAGAAGUAAUCCCCGAGAGAAGGCGCAGCAUUGACUACUCUAAACCUGCGCAAAAUUAUAGCAAGAGCCAACACCUCUCGACAAUGAUAGAGCAGAAACUGGUAAAUGCAAAGGCUUACGAGCCGUUUGUCUUGACGAGGUGUAAGUCGGAGCCCAUGAGAACGGCGCCGGAGAGUUGUUUCUGGAAGAAUAGGAAGAUUCAUGAGCCGCAUAGACGGGAUAAGUUUGGAGUCGGGGCCGCUGGACUCGGUUUUUGACCCGACCCGGAUUCUGUUGUCGGAUGGAGAGUUGUUUCUGGA
Lycium ferocissimum is the source of this 2048-nucleotide messenger RNA. RefSeq lists its product as uncharacterized. The transcript has 2 exons. The record is from RefSeq and is a predicted model, not a curated record. NCBI's taxonomy places the organism in Eukaryota, Viridiplantae, Streptophyta, Magnoliopsida, Solanales, Solanaceae. The coding region runs from base 114 to 2006 and encodes 630 amino acids.